This is a messenger RNA of Beta vulgaris subsp. vulgaris (sugar beet), 1991 nucleotides long. RefSeq names its product pyruvate kinase, cytosolic isozyme. Lineage: Eukaryota; Viridiplantae; Streptophyta; Magnoliopsida; Caryophyllales; Amaranthaceae. The transcript has 4 exons. The record is from RefSeq and is a predicted model, not a curated record. Gene Ontology annotation, biological process: glycolytic process. Gene Ontology annotation, molecular function: magnesium ion binding; pyruvate kinase activity; potassium ion binding. Gene Ontology annotation, cellular component: cytoplasm. Bases 244 to 1776 code for a protein of 510 amino acids.
UCUCAAAGAAAGGAAAUAUACUCCAAAACAUAAGAAAAAGAAAAUAAAAAUAAAAAUGAUAAAACGGGUGUAGGUUGUGGAGGAAAAGUAUAUACCACUGCUGUUCGUUUUGUUCCAUUCCACUCAUAAAGUAGAGAGUCGUCGGCCUCGUUCUUCCCCAUUUUUUCAGCCCACCGAUUUCUUCUCAAAUUCCAGUUGCGCUUUUUCUAGGGUUUUUGAGCUUUUCGAUUUCUGAAGUGUAAAAUGGCGAACAUAGACAUAGAAGGAAUCCUGAAGGAGCAACCGAAUGAUGGAAGAAUUCCAAAGACGAAGAUCGUUUGUACACUAGGGCCGGCUUCGAGGUCGGUUGUUAUGCUAGAGAAGUUGUUGAGAGCGGGGAUGAAUGUUGCCCGAUUUAACUUCUCUCAUGGUACACAUGAGUAUCAUCAAGAAACUCUUGACAAUCUUAAGAUUGCUAUGCACAAUACUCAGAUCUUGUGUGCUCUCAUGCUUGAUACCAAGGGACCUGAAAUUCGUACUGGGUUUUUGAAGGAUGAUAAGCCCGUCCAACUCACAGAGGGACAAGAAAUUACUGUAAGCACUGAUUACACCAUCAAGGGAGACACAGAGAUGAUCUCUAUGAGCUAUAAAAAGUUGGCUGUGGAUCUAAAACCAGGAAAUACUAUCUUGUGUGCUGAUGGUACUAUUAGUCUCACUGUUCUGUCUUGUGAUUCUGCUGCUGGAACAGUGAGGUGUCGUUGUGAGAACACUGCCAUAUUGGGUGAGAGGAAAAAUGUGAACCUUCCUGGUGUCGUUGUUGAUUUGCCAACCCUGACAGAGAAGGAUAUGGAAGACAUAUUGCAGUGGGGUAUACCCAACAACAUUGAUAUGAUUGCUCUGUCUUUUGUUCGGAAGGGCUCUGAUCUUGUUCAUGUCCGAAAGGUCCUCGGUCCCCAUGCCAAACAUAUACAGUUGAUGUCGAAGGUUGAGAACCAGGAGGGUGUGAUAAACUUUGAUGAGAUUUUACGGGAGACUGAUUCAUUUAUGGUUGCACGUGGUGAUCUGGGAAUGGAGAUUCCAGUUGAGAAAAUUUUCUUGGCGCAGAAGAUGAUGAUUUACAAGUGUAAUCUUGCUGGCAAACCAGUGGUAACUGCAACUCAGAUGCUUGAAUCCAUGAUUAAAUCUCCGAGGCCGACCCGUGCUGAAGCCACUGAUGUGGCCAAUGCUGUCCUUGAUGGAACUGAUUGUGUGAUGCUUAGUGGUGAGAGUGCUGCUGGGGCGUACCCAGAGCUUGCUGUCAAGAUCAUGGCUCGUAUAUGUAUUGAGGCUGAAUCAUCCCUUGAUUACGCGGCUAUCUUCAAAGAGAUGAUAAGGGCUACUCCCUUGCCUAUGAGCCCACUGGAGAGUCUUGCAUCUUCAGCUGUCCGUACUGCUAAUAAGGCCCAGGCAAAGCUUAUUGUUGUAAUGACUCGGGGCGGGACUACUGCUAAAUUGGUUGCCAAGUAUAGGCCAGCUGUACCAAUUCUCUCUGUAGUUGUCCCUGUCUUGACAACUGAUUCUUUUGACUGGACUUGCAGUGACGAGACCCCAGCGAGGCAUAGUCUUGUGUACAGGGGUUUGAUCCCUCUAUUAGCUGAGGGGUCUGCCAAGGCUACUGAUUCCGAGUCUACAGAGGUUAUUCUUGAGGCUGCCUUGAAGAAAGCAACAGAAAGGGGCCUGUGUAAGCCUGGUGAUGCUAUUGUGGCACUUCAUCGUAUUGGUGCUGCUUCGGUCAUCAAAAUUUGCCUUGUGAAGUGAUUGGUUAGACAAACUCUAGUCUGUGAUAAUUGGCCCAUUGAGUGGAUUGGGCUCACAAUGGUGGUAUGUCACCUUAUUUUGAUAAUGCUUUAAUCUAUGUAAUAUUUUGGCCAAAUUAUAUUUGGAGCACUAUUAGUUCUUAUCUUUAUGGUUUAUGGAUUAGUGUUUUGCAUCUCUAAAGCUAGAAAUAAAACCAAGGACAUAUUUCAGGCGCC